AUGGAGAUUUUAAAUAAAGAAGGAGACCAAAAUAUGUCAAAUGGUUUCUUAACAUUAGAACAACUUUAACAAUAUUCCAUAUAAGAAAUUGGAGAAAAUGUCAUAGGUGAAUUUGAAAAUGUGAAAGAAUAAUUCGGAAAAUUUUUUAAAGAGUCGUAAGAUAUGAAAAAUAAUAAAUAUGAUUUACUUAGAUAAGAAUCAAUAUUAUUAUAGUUUCAUAAAAAAUAAAAAAAUGAUAAAAAAAUUUACAAUCAUGAAGAAAUUGUAGAUUUCUUGAGUGGCUUUAAGAUUUCAAUUCCAUAGAAUACUAUAGCUAAAGAAAAGAAAUAAAUAUAAUCUCAUUUUGAUAUAGAAAAUUUAACAGAAUAAAAAAUUUUUGGGAGAAUAAUUUAAAAUUUAGACUAUAAAAACAAAAGCAUUUACAACGUGAGUACGGAUGAAAGAGAAGAAUUUUAAGAAUUAAAGAAUAUUUUUAUGAAUCAUUUAGGAAUAAAAAAUAAUAAAAGAAGUAAAAGAAAAUAAUUGAAAGAAUUUGAAAAAAUUUCAGAAAAAUACAAUAAAAAAUUUUUAGAAGAGAUGAAAUUAGACUAUGAGGUUGUAGAUAUUGGACAAAAAAUAUUAGAUUCAUUACAAGAUAUCAGAAAUGAGUAAAAGAGAAUUUGCGAAAAAAUAUUCAGAUAAGACGUUUUGCAAUAACAAGUGGAUGUAUUAUAUAACAUUCUUAUUAGGUUAUGCUUUCUAAUUUUCGCAAAAGCGCUAACAAAUUGA
Messenger RNA from Tetrahymena thermophila SB210, 768 nucleotides. RefSeq lists its product as hypothetical. NCBI's taxonomy places the organism in Eukaryota, Ciliophora, Oligohymenophorea, Hymenostomatida, Tetrahymenidae. The record is from RefSeq and is a predicted model, not a curated record. The transcript is spliced from 2 exons.